ACGUGCCCCCGCGGCCGCGACCGCGCCCCCUCCGCCCUCCCGCCUGUUUUAACCCCCGGGAGACGCCGUAGCUCUGGCUUCGCGGGGCGGGCGGUGUGGGCGGAAGUGACGCCGGGGCAGCCGCGGGAUUCAAACUCGUUUCGGUGGCGAUGAGCGUCUGGGCGGGCCGCGAGCUGCUGGCGGGCCGCUGGCGCCGCGGGCACGGCGACGGCCCCGGCCCCGGGAGGGGCGAGCGGGACGGUGCGGCGCCGAGGAAGCCCCCGGAGGAGGCGGUCGCCGCGCGGGGCCCGCUGGCAGCCCCGGAGAGAAGCAGCCUGCUGCAGAAAAUAUUUUCUCUUGAAAAAGAAAAACAAAAGCACAACCAUCUUCUUGGAGAGAAGGACAAAGAAAUUCAAAAUCUGAAAGAUAAGCUUAAGUCCAAGAACAAGAACAGUGAAGUCUCCUCAUUACAAAGUCAACUAGAAGAAAAAAAAAAGGAAGCAGAAAGGAGAGAACAGUUACUUAGUUCUCUAUUAGAAGAAAUGAACCGGUUAAAGUGUAGUUUAUCCACUGUUACUGCAAAAUGUUCUGAGCUUGAAAACAAAGCCAGUAAUUCUCAGGCAUCCCAGGAAGCUGUAACAAACAGCACUGGAUCAUCAACUAAUCUUAGUGAAGUAGAGAAACAACUGAAAGAUGCUCUUGAGAAGAACCAACAAUGGCUACUGUAUGACCAGCAGCGUGAAGCAUAUGUCAGGGGACUGCUUGGAAGGAUCUUUGAACUUGAACAGAGGUCAGAAAUAGUUAGCCAGCAACAACCAAAAGAAUCUAAUACAGAAGGUCAUUUACCAGAAGAAAAGCAAAAAUAUUAUGACCAGCUGUUAUUAACUGCUAAAAGUGAUCUUGAGACUGAAAGACGCACUAUAACCCAGUUGAGAUGUGAACUUCAUGAAUUCAAAAAUAAGUAUGAAGAAACACAACGAGAAAUAAUGAAUUUAAAUGACUUACUGCAGUCCCAACACGCUGUUGAAAUGAAAGCUCUAGAAAAUGAAAACAAAAUAAAAGGAGAAAAAGUGCAGAGGCUAAAACAAGAAAAUGAAAGUAUUAAAGUACAGCUAAGAGAAGAAAAGGAGAAGUGUGAAGAACUGUUAUCUCAGGUACAACUUCUUCGUAAAUCAUUGCUCAAACAGCAGGAGGAACACACUAGGAUAGCUUUGUUGGAACAACAGAUCCAGAUAUGUACUACAGACUUUGAGAAUGAAAAGCUAGACCGCCAGAACUUGCAGCAUCAGUUAAACCAAGUCCUCAAAGAACUGCGCAAGGCCAGGGAGCAAAUAACCCGGCUGGAACCUUUGAAACUCCAAGAAUCUGGAUGUGUGGAACCACAAGCAGACUUGCAAGCUGCUUUUGAAGAUAAGAUGACAGUGUAUGACAGAAGUCCUCCUCAGAAACAUUCAAGUCUACUUGAUGAAAGUUUUCUCGAGUGUCCCAGAUGUAAAGUGCAAUAUCCAACAAGCCAGCAUAGAGAAUUACUAGUGCAUAUUGACUUUUGUACAGCUUAAGAUCCAAAUGAACUUCCUGUAUUUGCUCUUUACAUGCCACCGGUAUACUAUCCUGCAAAGGCAAAAGAUUUUUGUAAAGCUCUUCUUUCAAGGUUGUAUAAAGGACUACUAGCAUUUCAAUUCAAAAAAAUCAGUAAUUUAUUUGGCCUCAUAUUUUACCUGACAUUUGUGGAAACAGCUACAGCUUUCCUUGUUUCAGGUGGACAUAUUCAUAGAAUUAGGAAUAUUUUCAAAUAAUAAACUACUGACAUAUUUUAUUGCACUUUUAAAAAUAAGUAAAAUACAGCUAUUGUGUCAGACAUUAAUACUUGGCGUAUCCAGUUCUUGGCUGAUGGAUCCUGACUGCUUGUAGCAAAAAAGACUUGGCUAUAGUAUGUGCACUACACACACAUAUGUAAUGUGUCACAUCUACAUAUACAAACUCAGGAAAGUCUGUUAACAUGUCUUUGCUACUUUAGAUUUAUUUUGAAAGCAUUCUAAGUAGCAUUUUUCUGAACCGCAGUUGGGGUGACCUGGAGCUCAUACAAAACUGUUGACCAUGUGCAAGGUCUUCUUAUCAUUCAUCCUUGGGUAAGCAACUUCUUAGCAACUGUGAAUGUGAUUGGUACUGGAAAAACCUUCCAUUUCAGAUGCUGUCAGAAACCAGUUUGGAAAUUUUAGUAUCCAAUUAAGCUGAAGUGAACUUCAGUUUGCACUUCCGUAUUUUACUGGUUCAAGUAGGAAAAUGUCAGUUACUAAAUUUGUUUUAGGUCUUCCAUUUUAAAAAUGCAGGUUUGAAUAAAGUACUCCAGUGAAUUUGGAGUGUUGCUAUUUCAUACCAGCACAAAAAAUGCCUGUUAGUGUUCAAGAGGUAGUUUAGGUAAUGCCGUGAUCAGUACGCUUUAAAUUUUGGUUAGUCUUGAAGCAGGCAGUUGGACUAGAUGAUCUUUGAAGGUCCAUUCUAACUGAACUACUCUCUUCCAAAACAAGCUGGCAAUAACUUUUUGCAGUUAGUCAGCUUUUGUCAGUUUCUAAUUGUUUAUUGAUUUGCAAUCACAUCGCUUUCUUUUAGCAUAUAUUGUAAAUCCUGGGUCUGUUGCUAGCACUUUCUUCCUUUAGUAAAGUUCAACUAUUCCUUUCAUGGGAAUGAUAAAAGUAAGGAAAUCUUAAGGCACACUAGCUAAAGCAUUUGCUGCUUUAACAAUUUUAUGGCUUGCUGAGGCCAGGAAAUUACCUACACACAGCCAGACUCCAAGGUGUAACUUUCUCUGGUAUACUGAAUUGAAUGGCUACCUGGUGUCAGUUUUUUUCUAUUACAAUUUACUGUAAAAUUUUGUGCCUCAAACCCAUAACAUUCUCUCUACUCUUUAAUGGUUGAAUCUUUUACAUAUAAGUGUGUUUUCCAAGUUUUUUUUCCCCAAUUACUAUUAUGAUAUUUACUUAUGUUGUUGAUAAAGCCAGUGUUUGAGACAGAGAUUGUAUUGUCACUUUUCAAUUUUAGUGACUGUCUCAGGCUAAUCUUUGUCUUUGACAAUUUGGCCAGAAAACCUGCUGCUGCUAUUUAGGGAAGAUGUGAUGAACUAACAAGUGAAGUACCUCAUGCUUUGGAAUCAUAAGGUUUUGCUAUGAUGGAAAUUCCCUUAAUUUCAUGUUCUCCUAAAUACCUUUUAAAUGCAGGAUAAUAAUGGCACUUUUCAUUCCGGCCUUUGACUUUAAUCUCUUAUUAAACUACUUUUGGAAGUUUAAGUUGUCUUUUAGCAGUACAUUAAUCAGCUAGUAUUCUAUUCUCAGUUGUAUACUCAGCAUGGUUUCUGCAAGGAGAAAUUCUGAUCUUUUAUGUAUUAUAGAUGAAAUAAGUUUGCCUGCCACAGGUCAGCAGUCUUCUCUGAAGUAAUUCUGAGGCUUUUUUAAAUUAGCCUAAAACACUUGCUCAUUAGAAGCUGGUACUAUAGAGGAGGAUUGAAAAGCAGCAGCUCAUUAGGUGGUCAGUUAUUUAAUAUUAGAGUGAGUACAUUCAGAUGAAGUUGAUAAAUUAAUAUCCUUUAAAAUAUUUUGUUUAUUCUGACAUCUCUUCUGAACUCUCACAACAUGUUUAGAUGUAACUAAGCACAAAAAAUGUAUUGAUAAAAUUAUGCACCAUCAAUGUUGUGUAUGUUAAAAACUAGUAAAAUGACAGUCUCCAGUGUCAAAAGUCCUACUUUGAAGGCACAACAACAACUAUGUAAUCACUUACGGGAUUACAACCAACUACAGAAUGGUAGUCAGACUCUUUCAUAAAGCAUGUAGGUGAUAGCACUGCCUCUUUUUUUUUUUUUUGACCCUGUUCUUUUUUCUUACAUUCAGUUAAUCAAGGUAUGUUGAACCAUUCUACUACCUCCUCAUUAUUUAAGUGCUUGUGCAACUUCAUUUCUUACUCUUGUUUUUGAUAAAAAUAAAAAAAAAAAAUCUUUCA
This is a messenger RNA of Anas platyrhynchos (mallard), 3969 nucleotides long. It is a transcript of the gene CEP55, whose product is annotated as centrosomal protein 55. The record is from RefSeq and is a predicted model, not a curated record. Gene Ontology annotation, biological process: establishment of protein localization; regulation of phosphatidylinositol 3-kinase/protein kinase B signal transduction; mitotic cytokinesis. NCBI's taxonomy places the organism in Eukaryota, Metazoa, Chordata, Aves, Anseriformes, Anatidae. Gene Ontology annotation, cellular component: midbody.